AUGAAUCGAUUUGCAGUGCUUGCCAUGGUGGUAGCCUUGCAGGUCAUCCACCAGGCAAAUGCGAAAGCUGUGUUUGCACAUUUCAUGGUCACAAACUCUGGGAAUUACACUGCUUCCGACUGGCAGUCCGACAUCGGACUGGCCAUGGAUGCCCACAUCGAUGCAUUUGCCCUCAACAUGGCAUGGGAAGACGACACCAAUAACCCUUCCGUGGAGAUGGCUUUCACUGCUGCCAAUGUGAUGGGAUUCAAACUGUUCUUCUCAUUUGACUAUGCUGGUAAUGGACCUUGGGACCAAGAUGUUGUAACCAGCAUGAUCCAGCAAUAUAGCUCUAACUCUGCAUACUUCCAGUAUAAUGGGAGGCCUUUUGUGUCCACAUUUGAAGGACCUGGCAAUGCAGAUGACUGGGUAACAAUUAAGGCAGAGACAAAUUGCUUCUUCAUGCCGGACUGGUCUUCUGUCGGUGCUAUGCCAGCCGUGGGAUUGGCAAAUGGCGUUGCUGAUGGAUUGUUCAGCUGGUCAGCGUGGCCAUGGGGAAAUCAGACUAUGGAUACCUACACUGAUGCCUCAUAUAUACAAUAUUUGGAUGGGAAACCAUAUAUGAUGGCCAUUUCUCCCUGGUUCUAUACCAAUCUACCAGGAUAUAACAAGAACUGGCUUUGGAAGGGUGAUAGUCUCUGGUUUGAUCGCUGGCAAGAGCUUUUCGGUCUCGACCCAAUGCCAGAAUUCGUUGAAAUCAUUUCCUGGAAUGAUUAUGGUGAAUCCCAUUAUAUUGGCCCGAUUCAUGACAAUGCUAUGGCUGCCUUCGAUAUCGGUGAAGCUCCAUACAACUAUGUGCUAGGUUAUCCACAUGACGCCUGGCGCGACCAGCUUGCUUUUUUGAUCGAUCUGUAUAAAACUGGAAGUGCAUCAAUGGGAAGUGAUAAAGUUACCUUCUGGUAUCGCCCUAACCCAGUAUCUUCUUGUAGUUCUGCGAACACAACAGUCAACACCGCCUCUCAAUUGCAAAUUGAAUUCGAACCAGCUGAUGCAUUGGAAGACCGGAUCUUUGUCAUGGCAUUAUUCGGUGACGGCAACGCUGCGGUGUAUGUCAAUGAUCAAGCCGUGGAGUGGGACUUUGAGCCGCAGACCGACGUUAUAGGGGAUGGUGAUAUUGGAGCUGGUAUCUGGUUUGGCAGCGUCGCUGCAUUCCCUGGCAAUGUUAUGGUCACUUUGUUUGUCGGCGAGGAAUCGACUAGCAGUGUUCAUAAUUUGGAAAUAACCUCUACGUGCGAUGAAGGCUUCAACAACUACAAUGCGUGGGUAGGAAGCCUUGGAGGGCCGCCUGGCCUCUCCUCUACGACAAUCAACAUAGCAGACCAGGUAUGUGUGAAAGGGAAGGGUGCCUACGAUUUCAAUGACCUUUGCAACUUUACUUGCUCCUACGGGUAUUGCCCUGUCGGCGCAUGUACCUGCGAGCAGAUGGGCGUUGCCCACACCAAGCCCAACGCGACGGGAACACUGGGCUACCCAGCAGAAGGGAGAGAUGCCAACUAUGCGGGUCUAUGCAGCUUUGCCUGUAACUAUGGCUAUUGUCCGUCCAAGACGUGUGACACGACAGAACAUUAUGCGAGAGAAAGUGGAAGCAAUACAAUAUGCCUAAGUGGUGGGAUAGAAGGCACUAGUCCCAAAGGGGACAUCAACAAACGACCCAUGCCGGUGCCAACAGUCUCGGACUUCCUGCCGCCGGCCUGUGUUGCUGGUACUGGACCCGGUCCAGUCUCCGGAUUAUGUUCGUACGCUUGCAGCUAUGGAUAUUGUCCCAUCAAUCUAUGUUCCUGUACACAAACAGGGGCUCUCGUGCAGCCGCCCGGCCAGACAGAGGGUCCUGGUAUGGCAGGCUCCGGCUAUCCCGACACCUUUGACAACCUCUGUGACUUUGCCUGCAGCCGAGGCUACUGUCCACCUGGAACCUGCAUAUCGGAGGCGGAGCAGGAUAUUACGGAGGCGGAGCAGGAGAUGACGGAGGCGAUUGCCACGACAGGUUAUAAUAUUUCCGACUUCGCUGACUUUAAUCUUACCAUCCUGGGGACGGCGCUGAUUGGCAAUGACGGGUGCACCGCCCUCCAGAAACAGCAGAUCAGAUCGGGCUGGGUGCAGUCCUGGAAGAUCAUGAAUUACAUUUAUAAGGUGGCCAAAGCUGGCAUCGACUUCAACGAGGCCGCUGCUGUCGAGUACCUGGGGCCACCAUCGAUGAAUCAGGACCAGUGGAGCAAGUACAAGGCUAUAUAUCUGAACCUUGCCACCAUUCAGCCCGGCUGGAUCGACCUGUUCGCCUGGAAGAUUGCGGUCCGGUGCGAUGACCCGUACUUACAAUGCUCAUGCGGGAGAGACGUCAACACCAUUGCCUACACAGUGCAGAAUGACCCCAAACACGGGGUCGCAUCCAUCAGCUUUUGCCCGCGGUACUUCUCGUUACAAACGCUAAAUGACGCGAUGCACUGGGCAGACACCACGAAGAAUGAUCCUAGUCUAUACGCCGACCUGAUUAACUACUACAACAAUCAGGCCCUGGUGUGGAUUCAUGAAUUGCUACACAUCGACUGGGUGUCGACGGCCUCGAGCAGUGGAGAUAUUCACCAUGUCACUGACAUCAAGGUGGGAUACGAGCGAGGGGAGAAAAAAAUAAUGACGUACUACAAAGCCUACGGGCCGUGGGCGUGCAAAGCACUGGCGCGCUUGGGAUGGGCCACAGGCGCAUGGACCAUUUUAAACGCCGACAGUCUGACCUUGUAUGCCUUCGCCAAGUACGUCCAGAACGCUCUUGGCAACAUCUACCCGCACCUCCCCUUGGCGCCACCGCCCCCAAAAAACGCGGAAAUUCCUUUCCAGAUCGACGACCUUUUCACACUCUAUAACAAUGGCACCGGUGAACCGGCCUCGAACACCACCCUCGACAACGACUUGGAGUGGAGUCUAAGUCAGGGGGUCUGCGCCGCUGCCGACGAUGAGGAUGGCGAUGAGGCCGCCAGUGCCGUGAUGACGACUAUGACCACCUGGCCUGUUGAGACAGACUACCCUUCGGACUAUCUAUCCAGUUGGUCAUCGUGGGCCGGGCUGACGCCCACAACCACAGCGGCAACGGCCACGGCAACCGCACUUGGACUAUGA
Penicillium pulvis is the source of this 3150-nucleotide messenger RNA. RefSeq lists its product as uncharacterized. Gene Ontology annotation, molecular function: metallopeptidase activity; glucan endo-1,3-alpha-glucosidase activity. NCBI's taxonomy places the organism in Eukaryota, Fungi, Ascomycota, Eurotiomycetes, Eurotiales, Aspergillaceae. The transcript is spliced from 3 exons. Gene Ontology annotation, biological process: mating projection tip cell wall disassembly. The record is from RefSeq and is a predicted model, not a curated record. Bases 1 to 3150 code for a protein of 1049 amino acids.